AUGGCAUCAAGCUCACUUCAAUCUUCAUCAUGGACACCGCAGCAAAACAAGUUAUUUGAAAGGGCACUAGCUCAAUUCGAUAAGGACACACCUGACCGGUGGCAGAAUGUGGCGCGGGCGGUUGGAGGUGGAAAAUCGGCCGAUGAAGUAAAGAGACACUAUGAAAUACUUAUUGAGGAUCUCAGCCGCAUUGAAUCUGGACGUGUUCCUCUUCCUACUUACACCCAUGAACAACAAAGGCUUUUGAGGUAUAUGAACCUGCACUAGUGAAGAUGUUGACAAGAAGAUAUCACUACCUAGCAAGUCAAGCAUAAGACAAAAGAAAAAAGAAAAAAAGAUGCCCUUAAAAAUAUUCUAUGAAUAUUGCAUUGUGCCUUCUCUUAAUUAUGAAAAAUAGUUUUUUUUU
Molecule: messenger RNA, 406 nt
Organism: Solanum verrucosum
Lineage: Eukaryota; Viridiplantae; Streptophyta; Magnoliopsida; Solanales; Solanaceae
Product: protein RADIALIS-like 4
Exons: 2
Coding region: 1-267 (88 amino acids)
Molecular function (GO): DNA-binding transcription factor activity
Source: RefSeq, a predicted model, not a curated record